Leptosomus discolor (cuckoo roller) is the source of this 907-nucleotide messenger RNA. The record is from RefSeq and is a predicted model, not a curated record. NCBI's taxonomy places the organism in Eukaryota, Metazoa, Chordata, Aves, Leptosomiformes, Leptosomidae.
UGUCUUCACAGCAAUUUCCGAUUCUUGAUGAUUGCUUUAGCCUAUGCUAUACCACUGGGUGUUUUCUCUGGCUGGUCCGGUGUUCUGGAUUUGAUAUUAACACCAGUUCAUGUAAGCCAAGUAGAUGCAGGCUGGAUUGGAUUUUGGUCUAUAGUUGGAGGUUGUGUGGUUGGCAUAGCAAUGGCAAGAUUUGCAGAUUUUAUCAGGGGCAUGCUGAAGUUUAUACUGCUGCUGCUUUUAUCUGGAGCAACGUUAGCAUCAACCUGGUUCACUCUCACCUGUCUAACUAGUGUCACUCAUCUGCCUUUAACCACAGCUACACUGUACACAUCCUGCAUUUUGUUGGGUAUAUUCCUCAACAGCAGCGUACCAAUAUUCUUUGAGCUCUUUGUGGAGACAGUCUACCCUGUUCCAGAAGGGAUUACCUGUGGAGUUGUCACCUUUCUGAGUAAUGUGUUUAUGGGAGUGCUUUUGUUUUUCCUCACAUUUUACCAUACAGAGUUUUCCUGGUUCAACUGGUGCCUGCCAGGGUCGUGUCUGCUCAGCCUGCUCCUCAUCCUGUGCUUCCGCGAGUCCUACGACAGACUCUAUCUCGAUGUCGUUGUCUCCGUGUGAUAACGCUGGACUGGUGAGGGGUUGGAAGAGACUGGAAGUCGGUUUUGCAGUCUGCACAUCUGCCUGGAUUUGCACGGCUCAACAGUGGAAAAACAAAUUACAAGACUUAAUCGUGGCUUUAUUAGAGCGGGUGAGGGAGAGGCUGUUCUUCUGUUCAAGACCACCUUGAUUUGCGAUAAACGUGGAACUUGAGUGGUGAUAAAGAUGCCGAAAUGCACAAAGAGAAUAUAUCUGAUGUACAGGUGCCGGUGCCAGAGCUGGUGCUCUCUAUUUAAAAGGCUGUUGAUGUAGC